Messenger RNA from Prorocentrum cordatum, 6701 nucleotides. NCBI's taxonomy places the organism in Eukaryota, Dinophyceae, Prorocentrales, Prorocentraceae. The record is from the annotation of a GenBank genome assembly.
AGCCGCUGGACAUAUGCAGCGCCGAGAGCCCUAUAGAGCUGGCAUUCGAGCACGACCGAGUGACGCGCAUGGGUCCAAAGGUCGCUCAUGGCGGACCCCACUGCAGCUCCGGCCGUGCAUGCUCCGUGUGGCACGUCACCCUCGCCUCGACCAAGGACCUGCACGUCACGGUGACGCCCUACAGCCAAGCAGUCGACCCCGACAUCAAGAUCUACGUCAAGGACGCCACCGCGGGUGGGGCCUCGGCCUGUAGGUUGGUGGCGUACGCGCAGGACUUCGGGGGCGACAUGCUGGCUGUCAACAGCUCCGAGAUCGGGGCCGCGAGCGACUUUUACCUGAGCGUCGAAUGCCGCCAGGAGCAGGACUGCAGCUACCACGUUGCCCUCGCGCCUGCGCCCGUCGGCUCCGAGGACACCGAGGAGCUCCGGCUCGGCGAGCGCAGGUCCGGCGUCGCCAUACCAGGGGUCCCGCUGCACUACAACUUGACUUGCGACAAGGCCUGCGCUGAUGCGGCAGCCGACGGCUCCAAGGGCCUCCUCAGCAUCAGCGCGUGGCCGCGGGACGCGACGUCGAAGCACCACCUCAGGCUCUUGGUCGCGAAGGACAAGCGACCCACGACCAGGUCGGAGAGCAAGGGGCACAUGCCCACGACCAAGAGCUGGUUUAGCGGCGAGGCGGUCAGCAUCAAGCCAGAAGAGGGCACCUACUACAUCACGGUGGUCAAGAGGCAGGGCUCCAACCCGCUGCCCUUCGUGCUCGCCGCCCGCCUUCCGAACACGGUGCAGCCGAUGACUCUGGGCAAGCCGACGUUUGGUUCCGUCGCGAGGGCCCAGGUAUCCUACUUCAGCUUCCAAGUCACGAGGGCGAACACCGACAUCGGGGUGUACCUCACUACCUUCGAUGGGGACCCCGACUUUGCGAUUUCCCACGUGGAUGUCGACCCGCUCCCUUCCAACAGGAAGAGUCAGUGGAAGUCGCGCAAGGUGGGCGACGACGAGCUGAUCAUCCCGCCAGACGACCCCCAGAGGAAGGACCACCAGACGGGCGAGUUCCGCAUAGGCGUGAGCGCCUACAGGGACAGCGCGUUCUCCCUGAUCGUCCUCGCCGAGCAACACAGCGACCUGACCGAGGGAGAGACCAGCACGAUCGACUGGAUGGAGCUGUGGCUCGGCAUGCCGCAGCUUGCCACCGCCCUCCCGGGCAGGCCUGCCAGGUUCCUGUACUACCACAAGAUACACACCCCGAGCUUGACUGUCGGCGUCGAGCUGCAAAGCGGGGACGCCCCCGACACCUGCAUCAUGAGCUGCGGGACCGACCUCCACUGCCCUUUCAUGUCCCCGCUGGACACGCCGUCGGCGAUCGCCAACAUGCCCCAGUGGGCCAUGUCGACGUGCGCGGAGGGCAGGAUGAACGGCUCCCAGGGUCAGGUCAGUUUGACGUUGCGAGAGCCGUGCAACCACUGCUGGUACGCCAUUCUCUCCACGCACGCGGCGAACACCUCGGACAGCAACCGGAGCAAGUUUCGCAUGUUGCUGGGGGCGGAGGGGCGGGCACAGCCUCUCCUGGUCGGGGAGCCCUUCCGGGGGCACGUGGACACCGACGGAGAAGCCGUCCUGCUGCUGCACGAGGUGCUGGACGAGGUGGCCGCCGAGCAGGCGGAGGCGGGCGGCACCCUCAAGGCGGUGCUGACGCCGGUGUACGGGGACCCCAUGUUCACGGUCCGCAGUGGCACCGAGGACGGCCCGCUGCUUUUCCAGUCGAAUGUCAGUGGCAACGAGUGGCGGCUGCCCUUCGGUGCGGACUCCUCCGCGAAGGCGGCCAGGGGGGCUAAUCUGGCGGGCGUGUACUACUUCCUGGUGAGGGCCACAUCGAAGCACGCACAGUUCCGGAUGCAGGUGUCAUGGGACGCGCCUCGCGGGACCAACACCUCCGGUGGGACCACGGCCCGCGGGCAGUAUUUUCCGGCGCCUCCGGCCCCAGACACCCUCGGCUUGCCGACGCUUCUGGACGGCCAGGCCGAGCCAGGUGUACUGCUGAGCGGCCACCCGGACUUCUACGUGUUCAGGCCCCUCGCCGGCAAGGGCGGCGUCAGCCGGCCGAACAUCACCGUCUCCGUCGUGUCGAAGGGCGGGCCCGCUUGCAGCGUGCACGCGGCAGCGCUGCCUGGGGGCGAGGAGGGUGCCCGGCUGGCUCCCGAGCGCUUGCGGGAGAUCUUCCACGACCCCACCAAGGCCACUUGGAGCUCCGUGCAGGGGAGGCCCUCCCUCAGCAUCCUCAGCUCGCACCCUGCCUACGUGCCGCCCGGCGGCGGCGCCUCCUACAUCAUUUCGCCGAUCAUCGCCGUGGCGCUCGACGAGGUCCCCAGGGAGCCCGUGUACUCCACCUGGCAGUGCUCCUCGAUCGCGAAUCUCACGCCGGUGCGCUGUGCUGCUGGCUCGCCCGGCUUCGCGGAGUGCGUGUCAAACGACGGCCAGGCGUGUUAUCAGGCGCAGGGCCAGCGGGAGUGCAAGGAGAAGGCGGCCGACGCACUGUUCACGGAGGGUGCGAGCGGGAGCCGGAUCAAGCCCAUCGUCAUCAGUUGCGAGGGGUUCGCGCCGUGCAAGAGGCUGGACGGGUGCAGGGCGCGCGAGGCCGGGACUGCGUCCCCAAGGGGGCCGGGGUUGGCGCCGUACCAGGUCACCGCGCGGGCGUCGGGGGCGUUGGCCGAGCUGACGAUCACCGGCGAGCCCGUGCUCGGGGAGGUGGGCUACGGCAAGUACAGGAGAUAUCGCAUGGUGCUCACCGAGCCGCUCGUGCAGGGCCGCGUCGUCGCCGUGUCGAUCAAUAUCCUUUCUGGCGAUGCAGACCUGUACGUCGGGCCCACCGUGGAGGUGACGCGGGAGGACAGCCCGUACAAGUCGGACGUUGUGGGCAGCGACGCUAUAUUCAUCAGCGGGGCCGACGCCAUCCACAAGCAGCAUUGCGAGAAGGUGCUGCAACACGGCGGCGAGUGCUAUUAUUAUGUCGCAGUGUUGGGGACGAUGGCACAGGAUGCCGAGUUCGAGAUCUCUGCCUACAUUCCUGGCGGGGUGCCGAGGCAGCUGUUCCCCUCGAGCGGGCUGGUGAUGGCGAUUCCACCCUCUGGCGGCUGGCAGUACGCCUUCCAGAACUUGAGCCAGUGGAUGGAUAGGGCCAGCGGAGAUGGCAUCAUGAUUCAGGCAAUGCCCAAUGUCGGCGUCGUCUCCGCGAUGGCGGCGAGGGUGGCCCCGCUGGACCAGGUCGCGCACCCUGUGGCGGCGGGCUGGCCACAGCCGUUUGUGAGCAUGGGAGCGAUGGGCGGCACGAGCGUCGCGAAUGUGUGGCGGAUCCGCUUAGAGGCGAAGGACAUCCAUGACAAGUGCAGGGUCAGGGCCGCGCAGAAAGAAUGUGGCCUCUUGGUGGGCGUCAAUGCCACAUCGAUGGUCAUCGGCAGGAUCGCGGUGCAGGCAUUGACAUCGAAGGCGGAGUCCGCAGCGGCAGCGGCGGUGCCUCUCUCGACGGGCGAACCCGGGCACGGGUCAAUUCGCGGGAACGAGGCCGCUUGCUUCAGUGUCGAUGUCAGGGACACGUUCGACGCGCUGUCAAUAUCGGUGACGACGCAGUCAAACUGUGACCCGUUCCUGUGGGUGGACUUCCCGGCGGACGCGAGCGGCGUACGGCCAGAGAGGCUCGCCGUGCCAGCAGACCCGGCGCUGCACUUCGUGCACACCAGGAUCAACCGCUCGGACCCGAGGUACAAUGCUGGAGUGUACUACCUGUGGAUCAAGCAGACAGGGGGCGGCGUGUGCGAGUUCGAUAUCCGCGCUGAACCCAAGCUCCACGCGGAGACAGAGCUUCCAGCCAGUGGCCUACCCGAGGCUGGCCCAGUGACUUUCAGCCUUCUUCGGCUUGACGCUCCAGAUUUUACCACGGGCGAAGGCCAGGACCAGUACUUCCUCCACAACGUCCGGGACUCUGGCCGGGAAAAUUUGGAGGUCCGUGUGACCGCCAUAACCGGUGACCUGGAGGUGCACUACGCCGUUCUCUUGGAUCAGGAGGGGAGCGCGUUGCAAUCCAGCAAGGAUGCCAGGCUGAUGGCGGCACUGGACAACCUCCAGUCGCUGCCAGUUGUCACACGGAGAGGCGCGGAGAUGUUCUCCAAGUGGGGCUUGGAUACGUGGUGCAACAAGGCGUCGAAGUGCCAGGUCAUCCUCAGGGUGCGCGGCACCAGGAGGGGACGCCCGGCGGACUUCCUGGCCGCCGUGCUGGACCACACCGCCAGCCUCAGGCACUCCGUGGCCAUGACCCUCGGCGUGCCCCUCGAGGACACCCUCGACAACGCCACGAGGGCCUGGCAGUACCAGCUCAUGCUGGACAACCCCUCCGACGAGGUCGAGAUCCGCCUCUCGUGCAAGGGGGCAGGCAGAGCCAGCGCCUGCCAGUGGCGCUCUGGGCGGGUGCUGCUGACCGCCGACGCCCGGCCGCUGAUGCCAGCGAGUGCCCAGGAUCGCUCGUAUUCCUCGUCGCACGACGCCAGGGCGCAGGGCCACGAGCAGAAGGACGGCGUGCUGUGCAUCUGGCUGAGGGCCGAGGGGGGCGCGAGCCCCGGCGCGUGCAGAUACCCGUGCGUCCUGAACGUGCGGGUGGAGUUCAACAGGGACGAGGGGGCAUGGGCCGAGCCCCUGGAGUUCGAGCUCAUGGCCGUGGCCGAGGGCUCCUACGCGAUGCUGGUGGACGGUGACGACCCGGUCUCGGGGCUGCUGUCGCCCAGCGUCCCAGAGCGGUUCCUCUUCGACUCGCGGCGGGCGAGCCCUCACGUGACCGUGUUGGCCACCUUCCCUUUCGAGCCCGUGGACCCGCAGCUGGAACUCGUCCGGGGGAUGUACGCCCUGGGGUGCGCCUCCUCCGUCAACUCGAACCACGUCGGUGCGCUGCGCGAUGCCCUGGUUACGGAGUCCCACUGGAGCAUGAAGGCGCAGCGCAACGCUGACGGGCAACUGGUGCUGCGGAUGAACGUGCAGGAGUCGAAUCUUCACGCUCGGGUGCAGCAGGAGCGCAGAGAGCACAACAACACCCACUGCUACUUCAGGAUAGGGCUGUUCUCGGACCGGCUCAGGCCCACCAGCUUCACGAUCCGUGCCUUCGACGCCCAGCGGGGCAUCCAGCUGCCCAUGGGCGAUCCCUUGCCGGGCAUCGUGGACGGGAGGCACCGGUUCGGAUUUGAGCUGGAGGUGCCCCCCAGAGGCCCAGCCAACGGGGUGCUCAGCUGGGAGGUGUGCAGCGGCAGCCUGCAGCUGCGCACGGCGGACAGAAGGCCGCCAGACGUGCCCUGGGUCUGCAAGGGCGGGGGCCCGCGGAGGUGCAGCCCAUGGCUGGUUCACUGGGGUCAGUGCUUGUCGAACGACAAGAGGACGUGCCUGACUGGCGACGAACGGCGCUGUCAGGAACAGAUCGAGUCCAGAGCCUACUUCGGUGACGCUCUGGAGUUUGAUUGCGGGUCGGACGCCGCCUCCAGCCCGCAGGGGGCCAGCUGCCAGGCGCUCGGCUCCUGCUCGGAGGAGAGCCAGCUGGCGGGCGCCGCGUCUGGCACCCGCCGCGGCACGGACUCCUCGGAGGGGCUGGUCAAGCAGGUGCCCCUGGACGUGAGCCGCUGGCUCGAGGUCACGUCCAGAGAUGGCGCCGAGGGGUCCUACAUGCUGUCGGUGGAGGACCCGCAAGCGCACGUUCAUCUGCAGGUCGAGGGCCCGCGGUCGCUGACCCUGGUUGACGAGGGUGACGGCGUGGUCAGCAUCUCCUGGAACCGCGUCGUGAAGCACGAGGGGCCCCCUUCUGGGGGGACCGCCAGCGAGCUCGGGUCCGACGCGAGCUACGAGGUGGUGUGGAUGCCCACUGACCGCGAUGGGGAGGAGGCCGGCCUGCUGAGGGACCUGGCCGGCAACCCCGUCACCGCCUGCGGCCUCUACCACGACGUCAACAGGGGCGUUGCCAGCAUCAUGAAUGUGAAGAGGGAGCUGACCGCCAGGAUUGAAGGAGUGGAGCCUGGCAGGCAGUACCUCUUCAACGUCAUCGCCAGGAGUCUCAAGGCAUCAUCAUUCGCCAAGGGUGCUGGCUACCCACAGACCUGGUCCAAGACUCUGAGCGGUAACUUCCACCUGCGCUCCGCGCUGAUGGCGCUGGAGGCGCUGGUCGUCCCAGCUAAGCUCAUGGGGCUCGCCUCCGCCGAGCGCGCGGUCUGCUCACCUCGCGCCGACCUAGCGGGCGACGGCGCGCGCGCGGGGGAUGCAGGGGGCGACGACCUCCGUGCCGACCCAUCGACGAUCGGUGCCAACGCCAAGACCGCCGGGCUGCACUCCGCCAUCGGCGACAAUUGCGUCGGCAAGCCUGUGAAGUUGCGGAACGCGUCCUGGCACCUCUGCGACUGCCUGGUUCACAUCUUGGACAUCUCGCCCAGCGUCCUCAAGGACGUCCUGGACAGAGAUUCAAUCUGCACGUGCCCCCCCAUCCCGAAGAAGAGGCCGGCUAGGCGGGGCGCGCCUCGCAACGGCGCCGACCCUGCGCGCCAUCGCAUCGACGCAGUCGUUGACUGGCUCGCAAGUCUCAACCCGUCGGUGCUCUCCGACGACGCGGCGACGCGGGUUGAGUCGGUCGCCGCGGGGGCGGGCCCUGCGCCGGCGGCGAGCGGCUCGGACGGACCUCCAGGAUAA